Molecule: messenger RNA, 942 nt
Organism: Scomber scombrus (Atlantic mackerel)
Lineage: Eukaryota; Metazoa; Chordata; Actinopteri; Scombriformes; Scombridae
Product: olfactory receptor 52L1-like
Exons: 1
Coding region: 1-942 (313 amino acids)
Biological process (GO): G protein-coupled receptor signaling pathway
Cellular component (GO): membrane
Molecular function (GO): G protein-coupled receptor activity; olfactory receptor activity
Source: RefSeq, a predicted model, not a curated record
AUGAGAAAUUUUUCUGAAGUGACAUAUUUUAUUUUGGCUGAUUUUUAUGGAAUGGAUGACCUGAAGCCAGUAUAUUUCUGCAUGUUCCUGAUUAUAUACAUGACCAUUGUUGCUGAAAAUGUAGUUUUAAUUGGAGUGAUCUAUUCUGAAAAAACCCUGCAUGAGCCAAUGUACCUGCUCCUGUGUAACCUGGCUGUGAAUGGUCUUUAUGGAAGCACUGCUUUACUGCCAGCAGUGCUGAGCAACAUGCUCUCACACUCACACGAGAUCUCUCUACAGUUCUGUCAGAUACAGAUUUACACUAUACACACAUAUGCCAUCAUUGAAUUCACAAUUCUAGCAGCGAUGAGUUAUGACAGGUAUAUGGCCAUUUGUUUUCCACUGACUUAUCAUACAAUCAUGUCACACAGAGUUGUGAAACUGAUUGUUUUUACAUGGCUUUUCCCCAUGCUGGCAUUUCUUAUUGUUUUCAUUUUAACUCUUCAGCUGCGGUUUUGUGAGAGAACUAUAGAAAAUGUGUACUGUGUUAAUUACUUACUGGUGAAACUUGCCUGCACAGAUACGUCAGUUGUUAACAUAGUUGGCCUGCUAUCUGUAGCUCUGUUUACACUUCCACAGCUCAUCAUGAUCUUUUAUUCAUAUGCACACAUCUUGAGAAUAUGUAUAUUUUCAUUCAGCAAAUCCAAGCUGAAAGCUCUCCGGACUUGCACCCCCCACCUGCUAGCAAUUACUAACUACUCAAUUGGGUGCUUUUUUGAAAUAGCACAAAGUCGAUUCAACAGUAGUGGUAUGCUUUACCAAACCAAGUUGUUUUUAUCUCUGUACUUUUUGAUAUUUCCACCCAUUCUUAAUCCAACAAUCUACGGUUUGAGUAUUCAAGCCAUAAGACUGCGACUAUUCAGGCUUUUCAGCAGCAAAAACAGGCAAGUGCAAAUAAUGUAG